AUGGGAGUAGCGUCGUCAAAGAUUUUGGAAAAUCUCAUGGAAGGUACUAACUUCGAUAAGGAAGAAAUAGAGAGAUUAAGAAAAAGAUUUAUGAAAUUAGACAAAGAUGGCUCAGGAACCAUAGACAAAAACGAAUUCUUAACCAUACCCGGGAUAUCGUCAAAUCCUUUAGCUGCAAGAUUAAUGGACGUGUUCGAUGAAGACGGAAAUGGAACAAUCGAUUUUCAAGAAUUUAUAAUGGGGCUAUCAGCAUUUAGUGGCAAGACGUCUAAACUCGAUAAAUUGAAGUUUGCGUUCAAGAUUUAUGACAUCGAUAGGGAUGGAUAUAUUGGAAAUGGAGAGCUUUUUAUUGUAAUGAAGAUGAUGGUGGGUAAAAAUUUACAAGACGAAGAGUUGCAACAAAUUGUCGAUAAAACGAUGAUGGAGGCCGAUGAAGAUGGUGAUGGAAGGUUGAACUUUCACGAAUUCAAGAAUGCCGUAGAUUCUAAAUCGGUGGCCAGUGCUUUAACUCUUAACAUGAUUUAG
Molecule: messenger RNA, 525 nt
Organism: Debaryomyces hansenii CBS767
Lineage: Eukaryota; Fungi; Ascomycota; Pichiomycetes; Serinales; Debaryomycetaceae
Gene: CNB1
Product: calcineurin regulatory subunit B
Exons: 1
Coding region: 1-525 (174 amino acids)
Molecular function (GO): calcium ion binding; calcium-dependent protein serine/threonine phosphatase regulator activity
Source: RefSeq, a predicted model, not a curated record